AUGUUCUACAACUGGGACGAGUCGCGCUUUCAGGAAAUGCAAGCACACUGUCUACUUAUCUAUCCAUCUGUCUAUCAAAUGGUUCGGGUGAUGGUCUUGGGUGGAUACGGCGGCACCGGUCGGCCAGUGUCCCGUCGCCUUAUGGAGCAGCUCCCGUGCGAAGUCGUGGUCGCCGGCCGGGAUCUGCGACGUGCCCAGGCCUUUGCCGAGGCGCUGGCGGAGGAGUUCCCGGGCCGGGAUGUCACGGGAGCGCGCGUGGACGCCAGGGAUGCGGCGUCUCUGAAGGCGGCACUCCAAUCCAUCGAUCUGCUCAUUGUCACGACCACCACCCCAGAUGCGAUCCCAUCCAUCGUGCAAGCUGCCCUUGCGACCAACACAGACACCAUCGACGUCAUGUUCAAAGCAGAUGUGUACGACCGCCUCGCAGAGAUGCGAUCUGAGAUUCUUUCAUCUGGGCACCGGGUCAUAACCCAGGCGGGAUGUCACCCGGGCCUCGUGGCACCCCUGGUGAAAUAUGCAUCGCAAAGUCUUGCCCAGGUGCACUCUGCACGUGUCUUCAUGGCUUUUGGCUCAUUCUUUGAUAGCCCUUCCUCAGCUCGAGAGCUCAUCGAGGAAUGUACCAUCUCCUCAGCUCGUGUGCUCGAGGGCGGCACCUGGCGGGAUGCGACCUACAAGGACUCUGCUCAAUGCAGCUUCGGAGGCACUUUCGGCAAUCUGGAGUGCUACCCCCUCCGCAUGCUGGAGCUUGAGGCUCUAGAAGUUGCAAGUCUCGGCCUCCGAGAUGCUGCGUCUUAUGCUGCAGGCUUCAACUGGUUUGUGGACUACUUGGUGCUGCCUUCGGCCAUGGUGCUUGGGCGACGAAGCGUGGACUGUCUCACAGGGAUCUUCAACUGGGCUGUGCGCUUCUUCGGUGCCCGUGGUGACGGUGUGGUCUUCCGUGCAGAGCUGGAGGGCACUUCCCAGAAAGGGCAAAGCCGACGUCACUCCGUCACCAUCACAAGCCCCGAUGCCUACGAUUUCACCGCCGUGGCCGUGGUCUCGUGUGUGGCGCAGAUCUUAGAUGGCUCGAUCAUCCCCCCGGGGCUCCACCUCAUGGGUUCGGUCGUGGACCCAGACCGCACCUUAAGGGAUGUCCAGCGCAUGGGCGCCACCCUGUCUUGGGAAGACUGUGAGAAGCCACCCCCAAAAUAA
This is a messenger RNA of Symbiodinium necroappetens, 1191 nucleotides long. The record is from the annotation of a GenBank genome assembly. NCBI's taxonomy places the organism in Eukaryota, Dinophyceae, Suessiales, Symbiodiniaceae.